AGUCAGAGUGUGUGAAUACAGAAUCAUCUCCAAGGUCAUGAGCGAGGUCAUCUUGAUUGUGUACAGGCUUCUCUUCUCUUCUGCUCUCCGUGCCCGGACCAUCUGUCUCUCGGGAGUCAGGGGAAACCGUUUGCCUAACCGCAGCCAUCAAUCUCGUCAGUAAAAGCCGGUGUCAGUAAGGAAGACUUCAUCAAAUAGCCACAAAGCAUGGCUUCGUCUGUGAACAACGUGAAGCACGGGGACCCGCACGCCGAGGGCUCGCGGCAAGCGAAGGAAGCGGAGCUAAAUCACCCCGAACCCGUCCGGUGCGUGAUGCCGCGCGCGCCCAGGCCCAGGGAAGCAGCCGUGAUGGUGUGUUUGUUCUUGUCUCUGACGGUUUGUGUGAUUUUCGGCGUGAUGUUGGCGACUCGAGGCGGGGUUCAGGAGGUAGGAGGCGUCCCUGACGGGCACGUCUGUCUCACGGCAGACUGCAUCACCUCAGCAGCCCUUCUGCUAUCCAACAUGGACGCCACGGUCGAUCCCUGCCAGGACUUCUUCCAGUUUUCGUGCGGAGGUUGGCUCCAAGAGAACCCCAUCCCUCCCGAGCAGAAGCAGUGGGGGGUCGACUCCAAGAUGUGGGAAACUAACGAGAGGAUCUUGAGGAGGCUCCUCGCGACGCCGACUUUGAGAAACUCGACGGAAUCGUACGAGCGGAAGGCGAAGGACUUCUUCCAGUCGUGCAUGCAGAAGGAGGCCAGAGAACAGGCUUCGGGACGGCCUCUUCUGGAGCUGAUGGACCAGCUAGGAGGCUGGGCAGCCUUAGGGAACUGGAGCGAGGCUACUUGGAACUUUAACGACACUUUCACGAGGUUGCACCUGGAUCUCAAGGUGGACGCGCUCUUCUUUUUAUGGGUGAACUUCGACGAUAAGGAUUCGUCCAAGUACGUCUUCAGGAUUGACCAGGGAGGGCUGGGGCUUCCUGACAGGAGCUACUACAUCAGCCAGGAGUCACUGAAGGUAGUUGAUGCGUACAGAAAGCUGAUAGCCCGGGUUGUGGAACUGCUGGGGGCAGACCCGGCAUCGGCACAGGACUCUGCUCAAGAUGUGGUCAACUUCGAGACCAAACUGGCAGAGCUGACAGUUCCAGAGUCUGAACGAACCAACGUCAACGCGCUGUACAACAACGUCCGGAUUCACGAGCUGAAAACUAUCGCACCCAUGAUCGACUGGGGUUCGUUUUUCCACGCCAUGGUUCCUGACCUCACGCCGUCCGCGAGGGUGGUGCUGUACGCUACCGACUACCUGGGGCAGAUCUCACAACUCAUCGCAGACACGCCGGCAAGGACGCUGAAUAGCUACCUCCUGUGGCGGGUUGCCGCCAGUUUCGUGACGGACCUCAGUCAGCCCUUCAGGAAGGCGCUGGAGAACUUCAACAAGGUUGCUGAGGGGACGGCCGGCGUGACUGAGGAAUGGCGGCUGUGUUUACAGGCGGUGGACGAACACAUGGGCAUGGCGCUGGGGGCCAUGUUUGUCAAGGACUCCUUCUCUAAGGAGAGCAAGGAAAAGGUGAGGGAGAUUGCUGUUGACAUCAGACGAGCUUUCGUCUUCAACCUGGCUAAGAUAGACUGGAUGGAUGACAAGACCAAGGCGUCUGCCGUCGAGAAGUCGAACCACAUGGUGGAGAAGAUUGGAUAUCCAGACUACAUCCUGAAUGACACCCUGCUGGAUGAAAAGUUUACAGAGCUGCGUGUAGGCAGAGAAAGUUUCUUCCAGAACCGGGUGAGCGGGAUGCGACAUCAGGUGCGGCAGAUGCUGGACAAGCUAGAGAGACCGGUGGACAGGACGCUUUGGACGAUGCCACCCCAUCUUGUGAAUGCAUACUACUGGCCAAACACCAACGAGAUGGUUUUCCCUGCCGGUAUACUACAGAGAUCAUUCUACGAUUCAAAGUUCCCCAUGUCGAUGAACUUUGGGGGAAUCGGCGGAGUGAUCGCUCACGAACUGACUCAUGGGUACGACGACUGGGGAGGAAACUAUGACAAGGAGGGGAACCUGAAGUCCUGGUGGUCCAACAGUUCCUGGACUAACUUCACGCGUGCGUCACAGUGCGUCAUCGAUCUGUACAACAGCUACGUCAUCGAAGGCAAACAGAUAGACGGCAGGCUUACCCUGGGGGAAAAUAUAGCCGACAUCGGAGGCCUAAAGCAAGCAUAUUAUGGAUAUAAGUUAUGGAGAAAAGUUCACCAGGACGAGCCUCUACUGCCCGGACUGAACCGGUCACACGAGGAGGUGUUCUUCAUGUCGUUUGCACAGAGCUGGUGCAUCACACAGCGUCCUGAGGCGUUAGACGUCAUGUUACUCGUGGAUCCUCACGCACCACCAAAGUACAGGGUAAUCGGCAGCGUGUCUCAGUUGGCAGAGUUCUCCGAGGCGUUCCACUGUCCGGUGGGCAGCCCCAUGAACCCUGUACACAAGUGUUCGGUUUGGUGAAAACCGUCUUAACAUAAAUAUUUAUGAAUAAGUAACAAUGUAUGAUAUCGUAGAUUUAAUCUUAAGAUUUAUUUAACUUCCCACCAAGAUUAAACCCUGGCAUACUAAUGUUGAUUGCCAAAUAGAGGAAGCUACGAGCUUGUCCAAUAUGUAUGACUUUGGAAGGGAUUAUUUGAAGACAAUUUUCCGAUUUAAGAAAUGGUCAACAAGCUUUUUGACGACAGUUGUCAUUUGCUAAUCGUGAAAAUUAUUAUUAAGUAUUAUAUCAAUGGAUUUCAACAUUGAUUAUCAGUCGCAUCAUAUUAAUAUAUGUAUGUAUAUAAUCUGUAAGCUUGAGUCUGUAAAAAUAACGCCUGAGCAAGCAUUGUGUAACAAAGCUUCAUACAUUGAACAUUAUACCAUUUACUAAAUCUACCUCAGUGGUGUUGGUCUGUUCGUUGUUUGCAUUCUAACAAUCACUGCUCGGAAUUAAACUUGUAUCUUAAACUA
Messenger RNA from Branchiostoma belcheri (Belcher's lancelet), 2958 nucleotides. Its product is annotated as endothelin-converting enzyme-like 1. The record is from RefSeq and is a predicted model, not a curated record. Gene Ontology annotation, cellular component: plasma membrane. Gene Ontology annotation, molecular function: metalloendopeptidase activity. The transcript is spliced from 18 exons. Gene Ontology annotation, biological process: protein processing. The coding region runs from base 208 to 2469 and encodes 753 amino acids. NCBI's taxonomy places the organism in Eukaryota, Metazoa, Chordata, Leptocardii, Amphioxiformes, Branchiostomatidae.